CUAAACUAGUUGAAAAUCUAGUUAGAAUAAAGUCCUCACCUUUCUUCCAGUCGAAACUUCUGAAAAUCAUGAAUUUUUCAGGGCUCUUCUUUCUCUUCUUCUUUCUUCUGUCUCCAGCUGUGAGCUAUGGUUCAGGGUCGGAUCUCAAGUCACUAGCUCGUGGGAUGCUCGACGCAGCGAAGGAACCAGAGUUCUUCGAGUGGAUGAGAGGAAUCAGGAGGAGGAUCCACGAGAACCCGGAGACUGGGUUUCAGGAGUUCAAAACGAGUCAACUCAUUCGAGACGAGCUUGACUUACUCGGAGUGAAGUAUAAAUGGCCUGUGGCGAAGACUGGCGUGGUGGCUUGGAUUGGAUCAGGCUCCACACCCGUUUUUGGACUCAGAGCCGACAUGGACGCACUUCCGUUACAGGAAUUAGUGGAGUGGGAAUCGAAGAGCAAAGUGGAUGGAAAGAUGCAUGCUUGUGGUCAUGAUACUCAUGUUGCUAUGCUUCUUGGUGCUGCUAAGCUUCUUCAGUCCAGAAAACACCUCAUCAAGGGGACUGUGAAACUUGUGUUUCAACCAGGCGAAGAAGGCUACGGAGGUGCAAUUGAAAUGCUAAAAGACGACAUUCUAGACGACUUAGAUGGGAUUCUCAGCGUGCAUGUCUUUCCAACGACCCCAUCUGGUGGUAUCGGCUCUAGGCCUGGGACCGUUCUUGCAGGUGCAGGGCUGUUCACAGUCACCGUUCGCGGUCAAGGUAGCCACGCAGCUACACCGCACUUGUCUAAAGACCCUGUUCUCGCAGCUUCUUCCGCCGUUGUCGCCUUGCAACAGAUUGUUUCGCGGGAAAUGGAUCCUCUUGAAGCCGGUGUGGUUACAGUUGGAUACAUUCAAGGAGGCCAUGCUCAAAAUGUUAUACCGCAGUUUGCAAAAUUUGGAGGAACUUUCAGAAGCCUAAGCAACGAUGGGCUUCUAUUUAUCCAAAGACGAAUCAAAGAGAUAGCAGAGGCACAAGCCUCGGUGUACCAAUGCAAAGCAGAAGUAGAUUUCGGAGAGAAAGAGCCGUCGCUUCACCCGGUGAUGAAGAACGACGAGGGGGUGUACGAGCACGGAAAAGAAGUAGCGGAAGCGAUGAUCGGAAAGAACAACUUCCAUGAUUUUCCGGUGACGAUGGGAGCAGAGGACUUCAGCUUCUUCACUCAGAGGACUAAGGCUGCUAUAUUCGUGCUGGGGAUAAAGAAUGAGACGCUAGGAGCUGGUAAGCCGCUUCAUUCUCCUUACUUCUUUGUUGAUGAAGAAGCUCUUCCUCUUGGCGCAGCUCUUCACGCAGCCAUGGCGGUCUCUUAUUUGGAUAAACAUGGUCAUGAUAGCCAUGAAGAUGAGGUUAAGACCGAGUUAUAGAAUGUGUUGGAGAGGUCAGCAUUUAUAAUAAUCAUCUGGCUUGUAUCGAACUUUGAAAGUUUGUUGGUUAAUAUCGGUUAGGUUUCGGUUCGUGAA
Raphanus sativus (radish) is the source of this 1478-nucleotide messenger RNA. RefSeq names its product IAA-amino acid hydrolase ILR1. Bases 69 to 1382 code for a protein of 437 amino acids. Gene Ontology annotation, cellular component: endoplasmic reticulum. Gene Ontology annotation, molecular function: IAA-Ala conjugate hydrolase activity. Lineage: Eukaryota; Viridiplantae; Streptophyta; Magnoliopsida; Brassicales; Brassicaceae. The transcript has 5 exons. The record is from RefSeq and is a predicted model, not a curated record. Gene Ontology annotation, biological process: auxin metabolic process.